AUGGAAGUCGAUCUCAACUUCGCAACUGCGGCUCUGCUCUUGCAGGUAGAGAUCCAUGAAGCUCAACAAGCAUUGGCAUCUCUUGACCCGGAGAACAAUGAUCAGAGAAAAGCUCUUCUUGAAUGGAUGGCUCAGCUUCGAGCCCGUGCAACGACCGUCGAUCGUCAAAUCGCUGCUGAAAUUUCGCUCCAAACAGAGCAAGCGAAAUUGGUAUAUCAUCGCGAUCAUCAGAUGGCUCUUGAACUGUCAGCAGAAUCAGAGGACUCUCAGGCUGCUAUUCUCCUGGAUAUCCAAGAAACACGUGUGAAUGCUCCGCAAGUCCAGCCAGCUCCACGAACACAGCCAUUUUCACGAGCACAGCCAACCCAACAAGCUGCCCUACCACAACCAGCACCACAACCAGCACCACAAGCACCACAAGCAGCUCCCAUGACACUUACAAAUCUCCUUGCAUAUUCCCAACCCCUAGUUUCUGGCGUUGCUAAAUCCUGUGUUGCUCCGGCUUUCCAGUCUACCAAAGCUGAACCGGAACCAAAUUUCUCGCACAAACGGCCUGUUCCAGACCUGACCACUGGAGACCAGGAAAAGCGACUUCGCACGGCUUCAACCGCACCAAAUGUCCAGCACGAGUGCGAGUCAUGCUUGGAGAAGUUUAAUCAAGUUGAGAUGCUCGUUGGCAGCUGUUCACAUCAUUACUGUCGGGACUGCUUGGUUCAUCUCCUGGAGAAUGCUCUGGUGGUCGAGACUCUAUUUCCCCCACGUUGUUGCCGUCAACCCUUACCACUGGAGCAAGCACGGGCUUUGAUUAGCAGCGAGAUAUGGACAAGAUACGAGGAAAAGAAGAUCGAACACAACGAUCAAUCCCGAACUUAUUGUGCAAACCCAACUUGCUCCAAAUACAUCCUGCCAUCGCAAGUCCGCGGUAGAGUUGCAAGAUGCAAAUCAUGUGAUCACCAAACAUGCACCAGAUGCAAGACUGUAGCUCAUGCUGGGAGAUGUCCUGAGGAAGAUGAAGUUAUUCUUACGUUGGCACGAGAGGAAGGAUGGACACGCUGCUCCAACUGCGGCCAUUUGGUCGAGCUUCGAAGUGGCUGCAACCACAUCACGUAA
This is a messenger RNA of Penicillium soppii, 1110 nucleotides long. Its product is annotated as BRcat and Rcat domain-containing protein. Gene Ontology annotation, biological process: positive regulation of proteasomal ubiquitin-dependent protein catabolic process; ubiquitin-dependent protein catabolic process; protein polyubiquitination. The transcript has a single exon. The record is from RefSeq and is a predicted model, not a curated record. The coding region runs from base 1 to 1110 and encodes 369 amino acids. NCBI's taxonomy places the organism in Eukaryota, Fungi, Ascomycota, Eurotiomycetes, Eurotiales, Aspergillaceae. Gene Ontology annotation, cellular component: cytoplasm; ubiquitin ligase complex. Gene Ontology annotation, molecular function: ubiquitin protein ligase activity; zinc ion binding; ubiquitin conjugating enzyme binding.